AUGGAUGUGAAGGAUAUACAUAAACAGGAGAAUACAGCAUCUCACACAGGAGAGAAGCCAUUUUCAUGUUCGGAAUGUGGAAAAUAUUUUAGUAAUAAAUCAUAUCUUGUAACUCAUCAGAGAACUCACACAGUAGAGAAGCCAUUUUCAUGUCCAGAAUGUGUGAAGUGUUUUAGUCAAAAAAAAUUUCUUCAAAAACAUUUGAGAACUCACACAGGAGAGAAGCCAUUUUCAUGUCCAGAAUGUGUGAAGAGUUUUAGUAAUAAAUUAAGUCUUGUGGAACAUAUAAAAACUCACACAGGAGAGAAGCCAUUUUCAUGUCUGGAAUGUGUGAAAUGUUUUAGUCAUAAAUCAAGUCUUGUGGAACAUAUGAGAACUCACACAGGAGAGAACCUAUUUUCAUGUCCAGAAUGUGUGAAGUGUUUUACACAAAAAGCAACUCUUUUACAACAUAUGAGAACUCACACAGGGGAGAAGCCAUUUUCAUGUCCAGAAUGUGUGAAGUGUUUUAGUCUAAAAUCAAGUCUUGAAAAACAUAUGAGAACUCACACAGGAGAGAAGCCAUUUUCAUGUCCAGAAUGUGUGAAGUGUUUUAGUCAAAAAUAUAGUCUUGUGGAACAUAUGAGAACUCACACAGGAGAGAAGCCAUUUUCUUGUUCAGAAUGUGUAAAGAGUUUUACACACAAAACCAAACUUGAAAAACAUCUGAGAACUCACACAGGGGAGAAGCCAUUUUCCUGUCCAGAAUGUGUGAAGUGUUUUAGUCAAAAGUCAAGUCUUGAAAAACAUAAGAGAAAUCACACAGGAGAGAAGCCAUUUUCAUGUCCAGAAUGUGUGAAGUGUUUUAGUCAAAAGUAUAGUCUUGUGGAACAUAUGAGAACUCACACAGGAAAGAAGCCAUUUUCUUGUCCAGAAUGUCUGAAGAGUUUUACACACAAAACAAAACUUGAAAAACAUCUGAGAACUCACACAGGAGAGAAGCCAUUUUCAUGUCCAGAAUGUGUGAAGUGUUUUAGUCAAAAGUCAAGUCUUGAAAAACAUAUGAGAACUCACACAGGAGAGAAGCCAUUUUCAUGCCUGGAAUGUGUGAAGAGUUUUAAACAGAAAGAAAUUAUUUUACAACAUAUGAGAACUCACACAGGAGAGAAGCCAUGUUCAUGCUUGGAAUGUGGAAAUGUUUUAGGCUGA
This is a messenger RNA of Hyla sarda, 1188 nucleotides long. RefSeq names its product zinc finger protein 182-like. The coding region runs from base 1 to 1188 and encodes 395 amino acids. Gene Ontology annotation, cellular component: nucleus. Gene Ontology annotation, molecular function: RNA polymerase II cis-regulatory region sequence-specific DNA binding; DNA-binding transcription activator activity, RNA polymerase II-specific. Gene Ontology annotation, biological process: regulation of transcription by RNA polymerase II. The transcript is spliced from 3 exons. Lineage: Eukaryota; Metazoa; Chordata; Amphibia; Anura; Hylidae. The record is from RefSeq and is a predicted model, not a curated record.